AUGCUAGGCUAUCUCCCCCUGUUCGCGUCGCUGGCUUCCGCCGCAACCCUGUAUGCCACCCACUACAGUGGCGCUGUUUACACCCUCUCCCUCACCCAUCGCAAUGGCAAGUACAAUCUGUCUCUCGCGUCGGACAUGACCACCUGCGGCGGCAUGCCGAGUUGGUUGACCCUGGACCGCGACACGACCACGAGCACUCUCUACUGCUCCGACGAGACAGGCGACGCGACGACAAAUGGCACUCUGACCUCUUACGCCGUCGGCAAAGAUGGAUCGCUCACGCAGCUCGCAAAGGUGGUUGACGUUGGUGGUGGCGUCCACAGCGUCGUGUACGAAGGAGAAGGCGGCGCAAAGUACAUCGCCAUUGCACAUUACUCCGGUUCGGCGGUAUCGACCUUUGCCCUCCCCCUCGAAUCUGGGGACGAGCCACUACAGAUCCUGCGCUACCAGACACCACCAGGCCCCCUUCCCCAGCAGGACUCCUCCCAUCCCCACCAGAUCAUCCUCGAUCCUACAGGCUCGUUCAUCCUCGUCCCUGACCUAGGCACUGAUCAGGUUCGCGUUUACGCAAUUGACAAGCAAUCGGGUCAACUAAACACCUGCCCCAGCCUCAACUACACCCCCGGCAGUGGACCGCGGCAUGGCCUUUUCUGGUCUUCCCACCACUCGCAUCGCGAUGGUCUGCGCAUCCAGAAAACUGCCGCCCUAACCGCCCCACACACAAUUCUGUAUACAGUCAGUGAAUUGAGCCGCCACUUCCACGCUUUCGCCGUCUCGUACCUCCCCUCUGGCUGUCUCGGCUUCCGAGAGACUCAGGAUUUCGUGCCAUACCCGGGCGGGGAAAUCACCGAGGGCGCAUCGCUGGCCGAGCUGCAGCAAGCCGGAUCAAACUUGUAUGCCUCGAUCCGCAGCGACCAUGCCUUCUCCGGCAAUGACUCAUUGGCCACCCUCAACCGCUCUCAGAACGGCACCGUGACCUUUCAGGAACUUACCUCUUCCUAUGGCCUGGUUCCCCGUACCUUUGUCAUCAACAGGGCCGGCACCCUGGUCGCUAUCGGGGACCAGUCCUCUUCCAAUGUUGCCAUUGUCUCCCGGGAUAGCGCGAGUGGAAAGCUGGGUGACCUGGUCGCUAACCUCCAGGUCGGAGAGCCCGGGAAGCCCGGGACUUCAACAGGCCUGAGCAGCGUCAUCUGGGCAGAGUAA
Molecule: messenger RNA, 1203 nt
Organism: Aspergillus fumigatus Af293
Lineage: Eukaryota; Fungi; Ascomycota; Eurotiomycetes; Eurotiales; Aspergillaceae
Product: lactonase family protein
Molecular function (GO): protein binding; 6-phosphogluconolactonase activity
Source: RefSeq, a predicted model, not a curated record